Molecule: messenger RNA, 1683 nt
Organism: Didymodactylos carnosus
Lineage: Eukaryota; Metazoa; Rotifera; Eurotatoria; Philodinida; Philodinidae
Source: the annotation of a GenBank genome assembly
AUGUCUGAAAUGUCGAAUUUUGGUAGCAUUAUCGAAAAAGUUUUCAACGAUAAAAAGGUAACUUUUGAUGCUAGUUUAGAUAAUGGCAGUAUCGAAAGCAACAGCUGCGAUGAACAGCUGCGCAAACUGUAUAGAAGAGUAUCGUUGACGCCGCAAGCCCAUCUAUGUCCACUUAUUUGUAGUCUUAAAUCAUCGAAAGGCGAUGUUUCGUUUGAUAUGGUAAAAGAUCAACGUCCACUGCAUGGAACAACGAUCUACAUUGCAAAUUGUGAAUUAGACACACAUUUUGGUGUGUUUCAUGCCUAUAUAUUUCAAGAUCUCAUUAGUAAACAUUAUAUCAUAGCGUUGACAUACGGUGAAAUUCAUAGUAGUGAUACACUGCAUGUUCGGAUACAUUCAUCCUGUGUGUCCAGUGAAACAUUACGCGGUUGCGAUUGUGACUGUGUAGAGCAGCUCGAAGGCGCUAUCAAAAUAAUAGCUGAAAACGAAAAGGGCAUUUUAUUUUAUCUUCUGCAAGAAGGUCGUGGUGCUGGUUAUAUCGGUAAAUCAAGGGAUCGUAUGUUAGUGCAAGCAUCCGAUGACGAAAUAUCGACAUUUCAAGCCUAUCAUGUUAUGGGAUUGAAAACUGAUCAUAGACAAUAUGAAAACAUUCCACAAGUAUGUCAUCUACUCGGUAUUGAUGCCAGUUUUAUAGUACUGACAAAUAAUCCGGAUAAGAUUAAAGCACUAAAAGAUCAUGGUUUGAAAAUAUCUGGCACUUUACCAUUAGAAAUUGAACCUUCACCAUUCAAUCUGGUUUAUUUGGCAUCGAAAGCGGCUAGUGGUCACACACUGAAGUAUAUCGAUGAUGCUUUGAUACGAAAUCGGUCAGCACCACCUGAACCCGUUAUACCGUUCAAGCCGCAUGCACUGGAGCAUGCAAAACGUUUCAUUUUUGUUGCCUCUUAUUUCCUGCCGAUGAAACCUGUGGAUGCUGAAAUACUUUUAACCGAUAAACAAUUCUUAGAAAUAUUCAAGCAAAACCCAAUUGAUCAAUACAUGUCAGCUGCAAAACCGGUUAUUCGCAGCUAUAAAUCGAUUCGUAACAAUCGAUUCAUAAUUAAAAUUGAUAUGAAAAACAUGAAAAGCUACAAAACACAAAAUCCAGAUGAUCCCGUUAGCCAAUUGACUGUAAUGCCCUAUUGGUUCACUGUUCAUGUUUACUAUGACAUUGUCACUGGUCAAGAGUUUAUAGUUCUCACUCACGGCACACCAACCAUCAACGACCACCCAAUGGUCAGAAUACAUGGUGAAUCGUUAUUCAACCGUUUUCCACUGCGACGAGUCACGCAUCGGGAUAAACUGAAAAAAUCUGUUCAACAGAUUAUUGACUACGGUGUAGGUGGCAUUUUCCUUCUGACGCAUGAUGGACGCGGCGCUGGUUUUGGUGCUUAUGUUCUGGAUCGAAUGAUGAUGGAGGAAAAUGUGGUCAAAUCUACAGAAGAAGCCCACGAUUUAAUUGGUAUUCAUUACGAUUCUAAUGAUUACGAUGCAUGUAUGCAUUUGAUAAAGCAUCAUUUUCCACUGAAAAAGAUUCAAGUAUUCAUGUUUUCACAAUCAAGUCUAAUAAGAAAAAUUGGCUACUUAACAGCGCUAAAAGAUCAUUCAUUGGAUGUUAAAAACUAUAUAUUUUUAGACAAGUAG